Messenger RNA from Danio rerio (zebrafish), 1989 nucleotides. Lineage: Eukaryota; Metazoa; Chordata; Actinopteri; Cypriniformes; Danionidae. The record is from RefSeq and is a predicted model, not a curated record.
UUUAUUACCAUUUACCUGACAUAAAGAAAUAACCUACAUUAUUUUUAAAUAUACAUUCUCAAUGUAUACUAAAAAUGGCAACAAAAAAGCGUUAGUAGCGAUUUGGAAUAGUGUGCGCGCGCGCGCGGAUGCAUGCGGGCGCGUGAACUCGAGCGUGAGCCCUGAAGACAAAGAACCCCGCGCAUUAAACAUUUUUCGUGACAUGGUGGGUGGUUCUGUUUCGGUUCUUUAAAAAGCCCCUGUAAAGGCAGACAGACAGACACUGGGAGAGAGAGAGCGACAGACACAGAGGGAGAAAGAGAGUGGGCAAAUCCACGGCGCCAUGACGCACAGGUCAGCGCGUCUCCUGCAGUGAUGCUCCAUUGACUCAUUUAUCCGGAGCGAAGCAGCGGCUCAGGACACUCUCCUCCUGCCAUGGACUCUCUCGGCGGUCUCCUCCUGCGGAUAUCGGUUGUUCUGUACGGCUCCUGCAGCGUUCUGGCGCUCUUACCGGGAAUCACGGAACCGGAGUUCAUCCGCAGGUGUGUCAAGGCGCACAACACGCACCGCGCGCGCGUCAGUCCACCUGCGGCCGGUGCGCGCUCCAUGGUAAGACAGGUGUUCGGCAUGCAGUCCUGGGACAAAGAAUUGGCCAAAGGUGCGAGAGAUCGAGCGAGACAUUGCAAGGGCUCUCAUUAUCCUAGUCUGGGACAUUUCGGGCACCCUCUGUUCGGGUGGAUGGGUGAGAACAUCUGGCUGGGGUCUCCGUUUUCAGCCUUCUCAGUGGAGAACGCCGUACACCGAUGGAGCAAAGAAGGAGCAUAUUCAGUCAAAAAUAACAACUGCUCGAGGCUGUGCGGACACUACGCACAGUUAAUGUGGUCUACAAGCUUCAAGAUGGGCUGUGCAGUAAAUGUGUGCUCCAAAGGAAUCGAAAACUUCUCCACCCACCCGGAGUCCACUAUUUUUGUGUGCAACUAUGGCGAUACAGGACAAGUUCAUGGUGUAACUCCAUAUAUGGCAAUGGGCUGCAGUGGAUGUGGAUCAGAGAUCUGCAGAGACAACGUUUGUAGAUAUGAUUGGUUCCCUGGCUGGGAUUAUGGUCCGCCCUCUUCAGCCCACAGUGUUUCUUAUUGGCAGACUAAUCUUGGACUGUGCCUACUAGGAGUUUGCUGGCUACUGCACUUUUAUGCAACACAUUAAUGUCAGUCUGUGAACCUGUUACACAACAUCUUUAAAUCUCCCCAUCAUGUCUAUUCAUAUUCAAAUAUUAUUCACUAUUAAUAAUCAACAUGAUAUGAAGAAAUCUAUUUAUAACUUUAAAAGAAAAAAAAGGAUAUACAGCUAGGAAAAAAAAUAAAAGGCUACUUAAAAAUUCUCAGUUUCUCUGGAUUCACUGAAUCAAUUAGGUGUGGGUUUGAUUAAAAAAAUGUUUUAUUUCAAAAAGGUUUUAUAAUGUCUGAAUAAAAGGUUCUUUAAUGUCCCGAUUUCAAAUACAAAUACUGUCUAUUAAAGCUCUAUUUUUGCAGAAAAUGGUCAAGAUGACACUUUUUUGUAAAUUGUUGUGUGUGAAAACGAUUUAUUCCAGCAAAUAUUGAUUUCUUAAGUCAUCUUAAGUUAAAUUAUUGGUAUUGUGUUGUCUUAAAAUAAUAAACCUGUCUGAAAACACAGCAUCUUUUCUAUCUAAUCCUGAUUUUCAAAUACAACAAAUCCAAAUCCAUUCCAAAAUUGUUAUCAGACCAUUACUGGGUAAAAUAAAUAUUGACAAUCUACUCAAAUUCAUUCAUAUUAAGUCCAGGAAUCUAAAGAAACUGAGAAUUAAGGUGGUGUUUUUCCUGUGGCUGUGUAUAUAGUGUUCAUAUAAGUUCCCUUUCUGCUGUGUGUAAAUCAUUUAUUUUAUUUGCCAUAUACACAGUAGCUCUGUAAAUGAAUUUGAUUAGAAGAAAAAGUUAUGUUUGAUUUCAUGAAAGUGCUAGUUGAAUAAACUCGGGUUGAUAUUUUAUACUAUCA